AUUUAAUUUUGAAGAUGAAACGCCGACAACACACUUUGACACAUUCCCAGCAGCCAUUCUCACCGUGUUCCAGAUCCUCACUGGGGAGGACUGGAACGCAGUCAUGUACCAUGGGAUCGAAUCCCAGGGGGGCGUUAAAGGGGGGAUGUUCACCUCCAUUUAUUUCAUCAUUCUCACUCUCUUUGGAAACUACACGCUGCUCAACGUUUUCUUGGCCAUCGCUGUGGAUAACCUGGCCAAUGCCCAGGAGCUCACUAAGGAUGAAGAGGAGCAAGAGGAGGCCAUCAAUAAGAAGCUCACACUCCAGAAGACAAAGGAGGGGAAGGAGGUCAGCCCCAUGUCAGCCACCAACAUCUCCAUCACAUCGUGAGUCCACUCCUCUGAAGU
Notothenia coriiceps (black rockcod) is the source of this 387-nucleotide messenger RNA. RefSeq names its product voltage-dependent N-type calcium channel subunit alpha-1B-like. Gene Ontology annotation, cellular component: membrane; voltage-gated calcium channel complex; neuronal cell body. Gene Ontology annotation, molecular function: high voltage-gated calcium channel activity. The annotation marks the transcript as partial. The record is from RefSeq and is a predicted model, not a curated record. NCBI's taxonomy places the organism in Eukaryota, Metazoa, Chordata, Actinopteri, Perciformes, Nototheniidae. The transcript is spliced from 4 exons. Gene Ontology annotation, biological process: calcium ion import across plasma membrane; chemical synaptic transmission.